Molecule: messenger RNA, 691 nt
Organism: Perca flavescens (yellow perch)
Lineage: Eukaryota; Metazoa; Chordata; Actinopteri; Perciformes; Percidae
Source: the annotation of a RefSeq genome assembly
AUGGCACAUCCCUCACAGCUAGGAUUUCAAGAUGCAGCUUCACCUGUAAUAGAAGAACUUCUUCAUUUUCACGACCACGCCCUAAUAAUUGUAUUCUUAAUUAGCACCCUCGUGCUUUACAUUAUUGUGGCUAUAGUCACCACUAAACUUACUAACAAAUAUAUCUUAGACUCCCAGGAAAUCGAAAUUAUCUGAACUGUCCUUCCAGCAGUCAUUCUUAUCUUAAUUGCUCUACCUUCCCUUCGUAUUCUUUACCUAAUGGAUGAGAUUAAUGACCCCCACCUGACGAUUAAAGCCAUAGGACAUCAAUGAUAUUGAAGCUAUGAAUAUACAGAUUAUGAAGACCUAGGAUUCGACUCAUAUAUAAUUCCCACACAAGACCUGACCCCCGGCCAAUUCCGUCUUUUAGAAGCAGACCACCGAAUAGUUAUCCCAGUCGAAUCCCCAAUUCGUGUACUAGUUUCUGCCGAAGAUGUCCUUCACUCAUGAGCUGUCCCCGCCUUAGGUAUUAAAAUAGACGCAGUCCCAGGCCGCCUAAAUCAAACAGCCUUUAUUGCAUCCCGACCAGGGGUCUUUUAUGGGCAAUGCUCUGAAAUCUGCGGGGCAAACCACAGCUUUAUACCUAUCGUGGUUGAAGCAGUUCCCCUAGAACACUUUGAAAACUGAUCAUCACUAAUACUUGAAGACGCCU